AUGGCUCUGGUUUUGUUUGCUCCUGUUCUGGUUGAGAGGUGGCUUGUUCCUACUCCUCCCGAGCAGCCGCCGCUGGCCAUUACUCUAGAUCUGCUAGAUGUGGCUCUUAUGCCCGAACCUCCUGACCCUCCCGGCUCUCUCCUCGCACCAGAUCUUCCCUUUUCUCUAUGUAGAGUCCUUAUCUCUAUAGUUGAUGUGGUUCCUCUGUCUCUCUCCAGCUCGACAAUCUAUACCUUUCUCGGUCUGUUGGUCGUGUCCUUUGGAGGGAUCUUAGGCAUGCUCAUGUCUCUUCCUUAUGCGGUUUGCAGCUUCCGGAUCUACAUGCCUCUCCGGGUAAAAUUUCAACUUUUAUCAUUGCAAUGUUGUACCGCCGAUUUGGGCAUGUUAUUACUUGGCUUGUUAAAAUCCUUGUCCUCUAAUUCGAGCCUGGAGAGACCACCACCACCACCCUUUUACCGCGCCAUAUUGAUAGUCUCGCUGGGCCCAUCCAUCUGGCAUCCACAUCUCCAACCACCAUUGAUAAACUUCUUCCCUCCCGGAGAUAGUCUCAAACCCGACCUGGUGAGUCUCCGGUUUUACAUAGCCAUUCAUCCAUCCCUCCGGUUCAGCUAUCGGAUAAGGCUGCCUCUUCCCAAAAUCUCGGUAUCGCUGCCGAAGUGCCGAUACACAUCCGGCGAGGAGUGUUUUUGGGCUGUUCAUCAACUAUUAAGUGGGCUUCUUAGCCAAUAG
Messenger RNA from Arabis nemorensis, 729 nucleotides. NCBI's taxonomy places the organism in Eukaryota, Viridiplantae, Streptophyta, Magnoliopsida, Brassicales, Brassicaceae. The record is from the annotation of a GenBank genome assembly.